CGCGUGGGGAACGGCGGGUCCCGAUGACGGUGGUGGUCCAAAAAAGACGAGAGCGAAAAAAGAAGGCUGGCCAGGGCCUCCUCGUCGAUCGAGAUCUCCAACGGAUUCUUCGCUUUCCAGUCUCUGGCACCCGCGGCGGUCAAGCUCACGUCUUCUCGCUCGGAAAGCAGCGCGGGAGACGAGCCUCUCCUGGCCGGCCACGACAUCUCCCCAAGGUAGCAUUCUCAGCUGGCCAUCGGGACCCCGGUAUCACACACUCGCAAGGGCCCGCCACUCGGGCGGACUCGUCCGAAAGAAGCGAUAAAAAAGUAAAGAAAGCGAAGAACAACAGCUCGUUGCGGGCGAGAUAGCGAGAGAACUAGAGCUUGUUCAGGUAUGGCGCUGGGCACGCAACACGCCUGAGCAGCCCCACAGGGGGUCGGCCAAGUCUCGGGCCAAUCUGGCUCAGGCAGCUGCGGGCGGGCGACGCUACUGCAUCUGCUCCAAAGGGAGGUCCGCCCUGUCUUGAUAGGCCGUUGGCCCAAAAGCGAUGCCGGCUUUGGAUGACGGAGAGGAUGGCAGGAGGGCAACAGCUUACAGCACCGAUCCGGGAAGCGAGAAGGAAAAAGCAAACCAAGAAAAAGAUAGGGAUGAUCAACGGGCUAGCCGAAUCAGCAUGACCUAGCGUGUGCUUGACGGACGUCGCCAGCGGAAUCCCAUCCCAUCCAUCGCCAAGUUGAUUUCCUCAGCAAUCAGCUGGAGCUUGGAGCUGUCGGCCCAGGUUUUUGCUUCUUCCUGGUCUGGGCAGGCUCUGGGCAGGCCCGUCCCAACAGCAAGUUCCUUCCCGUGCUCGCAAGCUCGGAUGCCCCUCCGGUUCCACCACAGCGGCCCAACCAGAGCCUAUCAGGCGGGGGCGGGGUGACGCUCCAAUCUAUGGAUCCAGCCCAUGGCGUGGGCUAUCAAUCUGAUACUCGCCCGACGUCAACCCCAUUCAAGAUAGCUUCAUGUCCACAUCACCCAGCAGCGACACCUAGUCCGUCCAUCAGCCGUAGCCACCUAGAGCCCGCCCGCCCCGUCACCCUUUCCUCUGACCGGUGCGCCACCGUGAAUGAAGCCUGCCGUAGCCAGCACCACACCAACACCACCACCCCACCCCCAAGACCCGGCCGUUUCGUACAGCACCGAGAGGAGGCCGACCCCAUCACCCCCCCUGCCCGAGACGGCCGCCACCACCAACUGGCAUCCCCUGCGCAUCUGCCUCGAUACACGACAUCGACACACCCUACGCCCUAGGCAGCUCGCAUGCGCUGUGUGUAGCGUCGCACCAAGCCUCGCCUGCCUGCCCACAUGGCUCAGGCUCCCGAAACCCAGCAGGCCGCUCACCAGGUCACCCACCGGGCUGGAGGCGGUGUCAGCGGCGAGGCUCACUCCGUUCCGGCCCUCAAUGCCGCCCUCGUCACCCAUCUGACCAGGAUCUACAAGGCACACCAACACAAGGAUAGUCAGACCUGGUCUGAGGAGCAGGUCGCAACCUUCCUACGCCAUGUCCAAGGCGACGCCGAGUCCGACAGCCCCUUGGCCGGCCGCAAGGACCUCGACGUCAGUGGCUUCCUCGCAUACAUAGCAUCACCGGCGUCCAGCUUCAUCGGCAGCGCCAAAGACCAGGAUCUUUCUUGGCCUCUCGCCAGCUACUUUAUCAGUUCUAGCCACAACACCUACCUGACCGGCAACCAGCUUUAUUCUCUGUCCAGCACUGACGCUUACAAGGACGUGCUCCUUCGCGGCUGCCGGUGCAUCGAGAUUGACGUUUGGGACGGCGACGAGUCCGAUGCAGACACUUCGAGCAUUAGUAGCGCUAGCGACUCGGAUAAGUAUGCCAAACGCAAGGAGCGAGUUAACAAGGUCAAGGAGAAGUUGCCCAGGACCCUGACUACCCGCUUCAAGGAUACGUCGCUGGGCAGGCGGCUCGGUCACUUCGUCGAGAGCAAGACCGAGCCCAAACAACAGCCAUCCUCCUCACUAUCGCCAGCAUCUACCCACUCGAACUCCGCUUCAGGGGGUGGUGGCACUGAGGCGGGCCAGGAACCCAAAGCCGUGCUGCAAAAGAGCCCGACCCCGGUCGGGGCUGCUGAACCCAGAGUGUACCACGGCUAUACUCUAACCAACGAUGUCUCAUUUCGCGAUGUUUGCUACGCCGUCAGGGACAACGCCUUCACUGCCUCGGACCUGCCCCUGAUUGUGAGUCUCGAGGUGCAUUGUAGACCGCAGCAGCAGCAGUGCAUGGUGGAUAUCAUGCAGCAAGCCUUCAAAGGGUAUCUGCUACCACAGCCAGAGGAGGAUGCCACAGCCCUGCCUGCUCUCGAGGCCCUGCGGAAUAAAAUCCUGAUCAAAGUGAAAUACGCACCUCCGGGCCUGGAAGCCAAAGUCUCUGUGUCCCCCGUGGACGAGACCGUGGGUAAAGACGAAGUCGUGCCGCCUGCCACGGCAGCAUCAGACCAGAAGCCGAAGAAGAAAUCCAAGAUCAUCCAGGCCUUGAGCCAGCUUGGGGUCUUUACCCGCGGUGUUUCUUUCAAAAGCCUCACGCAGCCCGAGGCAGCAAUGCCGACACACAUAUUUUCGCUUUCGGAAAAGAGUGUCCUAGAAGUCCACGAAAAGUCGCCCAAGGCCCUGUUUGACCACAACAAGCACUUCCUGAUGAGGGCUUACCCCUCGGGCUUGCGAAUUAAGUCCUCCAACCUGGACCCAGUAGUGUUCUGGAGAAAAGGGAUCCAAGUCGUCGCGCUCAACUGGCAAAGUUGGGAUGAGGGGAUUCAUUUGAACGAAGGCAUGUUUGCGGGCACGAAGGGAUAUGUGCUCAAGCCCGAAGGCUACAGGGGCGCCAAAACGCCAGGCGCAGACGACGCGACCAAGGGCGAGACGCAAGCCACGGCCGUGGCCCACCGCACGCUGGACCUGACGGUCGAGGUCCUCGCGGCCCAGGACCUGCCGCUGCCGCCGGGCGACGACAACCCCAAGUCGUUCCGGCCCUACGUCAAGGUGGAGCUGCACGUCGAGGAGCCGGGCGAGCGGCACGGGGCCGGGCCCGGGGACGACCCCUCGGCUGGGCCGGCGGUGGAGACGAGGGAGAAGGAGGGCGAGUACAAGCUCAAGACCAAGACGCAGCGCGGCGUGGACCCGGACUUUGCCGGCGAGCCGCUCUGCUUCGCGGCUGUGCCAGGCGUGGUCGAGGAGCUCGCCUUCGUGCGCGUCACGGUCCGCGACGACGAGCUCGGCCGCGACGCCCUCGCCGCCUGGGCCUGCGUCCGCCUCGACCGCCUCCGCGUCGGCUACCGCGUCGUGCGCCUGCUCAACGCCAAGGGCAUGGAGACCAAGGGGCUGGUGUUGGUCAAGAUUUCCAAGAAGCUAUACUAGCCCGUGUCUCUCUCUCUCUCUCUCUC
Molecule: messenger RNA, 3416 nt
Organism: Gaeumannomyces tritici R3-111a-1
Lineage: Eukaryota; Fungi; Ascomycota; Sordariomycetes; Magnaporthales; Magnaporthaceae
Product: 1-phosphatidylinositol-4,5-bisphosphate phosphodiesterase delta 1
Exons: 3
Coding region: 1327-3390 (687 amino acids)
Biological process (GO): phosphatidylinositol-mediated signaling; lipid metabolic process
Molecular function (GO): phosphatidylinositol-4,5-bisphosphate phospholipase C activity
Source: RefSeq, a predicted model, not a curated record